UUCUGCGGAGAACUCCCUUGGGGAAUGUGAUGGAGACAGUUUCCUGGUUUCACUUGCUGGGAACUCGGGCCGUCUCCCGCCAGGGAUCGGUGCAGUACAAGCAAAAGUCGUCGCUGUUUAGACAUAAUGACACCCCGGUUUGCGAAUUCGCCUCGCUGUUCGUGCGGGCUGGUUCCCCCGAGCCCGCCGCCUGCGCAGCCAGACGCAGUGAGGCAGUUACCCAGCAAAGCAGAGCGAUACAGAGAGAGAGAAAGGUGUUUACGCUCCUCCCCGCCAGUCCCUCACACCUCCAGCUCCGGCAGCAGCAUCUUUGCCUGUUCUUUAGUCCUCCCCGCUAUAGGAAAGGGGCAACGCUUCUGUCUCGCCCAUUUCAGUAGAGGCAAGGCAGCGAGACUAGGGCUGAUCCCCGGGAGGGGCAAAGACACCGAGAUUCCCCUUGUGACGAUGGUACCGGUGCUGGGCUCGGCGCUUGUGCUGGUUUUUGUUUCAGGCGCUUCGGGCAGAGCCGAGAUCCGGCAGCCGCGCUCCGCAGAGCGCUCGGAGGGAGCCGAACUGAACCUCACAGGCUCUCUCGGGUCUAUCAUCACUGAAACUAUAGUUUGGUACCAGCGGCUCCCGAACCGAGGGCCCCGGUAUAUAGUCUCGGGGUACCAGGGAAUCUUUAAUAGCAUCAACCCAGAGGGAGCUCUGCAUAUUCCUGAAGACAGAAAAUCCAGCACAUUGUCCCUGCGCAGGGCGAGGCUGGCAGAUGCAGCGGUGUAUUAUUGUGCUCUGAGCGACACAGUGUGACAGCCAGGGGCGG
Molecule: messenger RNA, 802 nt
Organism: Gopherus flavomarginatus (Mexican gopher tortoise)
Lineage: Eukaryota; Metazoa; Chordata; Testudines; Testudinidae
Exons: 3
Coding region: 127-789 (220 amino acids)
Biological process (GO): response to bacterium
Source: RefSeq, a predicted model, not a curated record